Manihot esculenta (cassava) is the source of this 1003-nucleotide messenger RNA. Its product is annotated as putative vesicle-associated membrane protein 726. The record is from RefSeq and is a predicted model, not a curated record. Gene Ontology annotation, cellular component: membrane. NCBI's taxonomy places the organism in Eukaryota, Viridiplantae, Streptophyta, Magnoliopsida, Malpighiales, Euphorbiaceae. The transcript is spliced from 5 exons. Gene Ontology annotation, biological process: vesicle-mediated transport. The coding region runs from base 145 to 807 and encodes 220 amino acids.
CCAAUCAAAGCGAGAUGGGAACUCUCUCUCUCUCUCCACAAUAAAGCCACUCAUUUCUUUGAUUCAUCUCUGCUCUGCGACAGCAAGAGCUCAUCAGUUCCCUCUCUCUCCCUCUGUAGCGUUAGGGUUUUGUUGACGGAGUAGAUGGGGCAGCAAUCGUUGAUCUACAGCUUUGUGGCCCGAGGGACGGUGAUAUUGGCAGAGUACACGGAGUUUACUGGAAACUUCACCAGCAUAGCAGCUCAGUGCCUUCAGAAACUUCCGGCGACCAACAACAAGUUCACCUACAACUGCGAUGGUCACACCUUCAACUACCUCGUCGAUAACGGCUUUACAUACUGUGUAGUUGCAGUUGAGUCUGUUGGCCGACAGGUUCCAAUUGCCUUCCUUGAGCGGGUCAAGGAGGAUUUCAGCAAUAGAUAUGGUGGAGGAAAAGCUGCAACAGCAGUUGCUAAUAGCCUGAACAAGGAAUUUGGGCCCAAGUUGAAAGAGCAAAUGCAAUAUUGUGUGGAUCAUCCUGAGGAGGUCAGUAAGCUUGCUAAAGUGAAAGCUCAGGUUUCAGAAGUCAAAGGGGUUAUGAUGGAAAAUAUAGAGAAGGUUCUUGACCGAGGAGAGAAAAUUGAGCUUCUGGUUGACAAAACUGAAAAUCUACGCUCCCAGGCGCAAGAUUUUAGACAACAGGGAACCAAAAUGAGGAGGAAAAUGUGGUUCCAAAACAUGAAAAUUAAGCUGAUAGUACUGGGCAUCUUGAUUGCUUUGAUUCUCAUCAUAGUAUUGUCCGUUUGUAAAGGCUUCAAAUGCAACUAGUUUCAGCGGUGAUGAUUUACGUAUGAUACUUUCUUUGUGUUGCCACUUUCAGCUAUAGUCUAUAUCGUGAGAACUGCAUGUAUAGUUAGUGUUUUUGAAUUCUUUUGAUGAUGUGUGGAAGUUUGUCAUUCCUUGUAUGAUUUUGUUGUCACUCUUAUUUCGGCUGAUGAAUGCCAAUCGAAUUAAUUUGAAAGAA